AUGGCGUCUUCAAUCAUCAGGAAAGCCAACAUUCAAGGUGACAUCUGGCCUGGGCUUCCUAAGAGAUUUGAGACAUUUCUCUUUUUCAACAUCCUGAAGCCCGAUGAAUUCAAGAAGCAGCUGAAAACACAUCUUCCGAAAAUCACCACGGCCGAGCAUGCAUGCCAAAUGAAAGAUAAAAUUGCCGCCGAAAGGGCCAAGAACGGAAAGAAAGCGCCGCUGCUUCCCUUGCCAGGCUUCAAUAUUGCCUUUUCGUCUACGGGAUUGUCUAAGCUUGGAAAGUAUGUCCUGACUGCCGCGGAGCAGGGCGAGGUCAAGAGAGACAGGGUACUGUCCAAGAUCUUCCGCGAAAAGCAGCUCCGAGGUGGCCUUUUCGAAAAGGGCAUGUACGAAGACCUCACAGGUGAAGGGUGGGAUGAUCCCGAGGAGAUUCGCCGCGGGUACAAGCCUGAAAAUGGGCAACGUCUCAUUGACGGAGUGCUUCUGGUGACAUCUAGUGUCAGAGAAGACAUUCUGGAACAGGUUGACAAGCUCAGCAAGGCCUUCCUGGACACCGGCAUCGUAUCGUUCCCGUUGAUCAGGGAGGGUAUGGCUCGCGAUGGAGUGAACAAGGGGCGUGAACAUUUCGGUUUCGUGGAUGGGAUCAGCCAGCCCAUCAUCAAAGGUCUUGACGACCAGGCGCCUCAUGGCAAGGCUCCCGAGGGCAAAGAGCCUAAAUCUGUCAACCCAGGGUUGAUCUUUGUCGGUCACGAGGGCGAUCGUAUGGGCCAACCGAAAUGGGCCAAAGACGGGAGCUUCAUGGUCAUUCGAGAUCUCCAACAACUGGUCCCGGAAUUUGACAAAUGGCUCGAUGACAACGCGCACCGGACGCCCUUCGCCGCGGACCAUCCGAAGCCGUCGGAGAAGUUGGCGGCCUACCUGAUGGGCCGUUGGCGCAAUGGUACGCCCGUCGACGAGAACCCGCAUCACGAUGACGACCCGACGCUCCACACUUCCAACAAGUUCGACUACGAGCCCCGCGACAAGCAUGACAAGUGCCCGUUCGCAGCCCACACACGCAAGAUGAGGCCCCGGGCGGACCUGGACCACGACCACGCCGUCAUCGUCCGUCGCGGCAUCAGCUACGGCGAUGAGGUUACGCAGGAGGAAAGAGAGGCCCGGAAGUCGGAUAUGCAGGACCCGGCCAAGGAAAGAGGCCUGUUGUUUGUGUGCUACAACUCGGAUGUGCGGAUGGGAUUCAAUUUCCUGACUACUCGCUGGGCAAGCAACCACCAUUUCCCCGACCGCAAGCACAAGUUUGUCGGUAACGAGGGGCCAGGCAUCGAUGCCAUUGUAGGCCAGAGACUGGACCACCACCCAGCCCGAUCCAUUGGCCUUCCGGACGGCAAGGACCCUACGGAGCACCGGAUGGAGUUGGAUCGCUGGGUCAUCCACAGGGGUGGGGAAUAUUUCUUCAGUCCCUCGAUUGAGGCCAUGGAUACCUAUCUCACAGAGGCACCUGACUACCCUGUCAAGGCAAAGUUGUAA
Geosmithia morbida is the source of this 1527-nucleotide messenger RNA. Its product is annotated as Dyp-type peroxidase family. Gene Ontology annotation, molecular function: heme binding; peroxidase activity. The coding region runs from base 1 to 1527 and encodes 508 amino acids. The record is from RefSeq and is a predicted model, not a curated record. Gene Ontology annotation, cellular component: cytosol. The transcript has 9 exons. NCBI's taxonomy places the organism in Eukaryota, Fungi, Ascomycota, Sordariomycetes, Hypocreales, Bionectriaceae.